AUGACACAAUCUCCAUCUUCUUCAUCAAGUGAAACCCUUUGCCUAAUAUCAUCAGCACAGGGUAUAAUUCCCAUGUCAUGUUUGUUAUCAUCAAGCUCCACCUCAAGUUCCAAUGCAUCUAUUAUUGCUGAAAACACAAACAUUAGUAGUAGUAAUAGCAACAGCCAGCAUAAUACCACUAGUCCGAGCACAUCCAUAUCUUCUGCUUCAAGCAUUCUAAGUAAUGUCUACUCCACAUAUAAUGCAAGUUCCCCAGAUUUACAAUAUAUGCAAUUCUCCAAUGCCAGCUCUACAAAUUACACUUCAAAUUUGAGAAAGUCAUCAUCAUCUUCUCACCAAGAUUUCCAAGAAAUUUGGUUUAAUAAAUUCAACUCAACUUUACCUAAACGAGAUGGAGUUUAUGUUAUCAAUACCACUGAAAAAUUCAACCAAUUAUUAAAUUUCUACUAUCAAACGAAAUCUAGAUUUAAUCAAAACUAUUCCAACCAAUUAUUUCCCUAUUUGCAUGACUUGUCCACCAGAGGUCAUGAGGAUAAUUUUACUGAAAGCUACAAUCAUAUGAAGGAUAUCUUGCAUAUUAUAGAUAGCAUGCAUUUAAACAAUUUGAUGUUUAUCAAAAGUGAUGAUGAAGAAAUUGAUUCCAUUACUCCAGAUUUAAUCAACUCCGUCAAGCUAGACCAAAUUCUUGAUAGACACUACAAUGAAUGGGAAAAAUUAUCAGUAUACCCACAUCAAUAUGAUGAACAUGAUAUGAAAAUGAAUUGCAGGAAUUUUGGCCGUCAAUUAAAACUCAUGGCUCCAUUGUCUCAUUUUGUUGUAUAUAAUUAUACCAAUUCCGAUAAUGCUAAUGUGUUGUCAAUGUUAAGAAAAGUAGUUAAUCCAGAAAAAUAUAUCUAUUCAGUUGAGUUGGAUAAAGAUUGGUGGAGCACAAUAGAACCAAAUUAUUUUGAUAAUGAUACAGAUGAAGAUCCAGUUUAUAACAAUUCAUUCUUGAGUAAAUUUUAUCCAUCUGAGGAAGAGUUCACGUCACAAGGAGAACAUUUUGUAUCCAGGUAUCACAGGUAUGAACAAAAUGUGAUUUGGAGAAUGAGUGGUAAUAGAAGAACUUGGUUGUUUGAUAAUAAAAUAUGCGUGGGUAAUAUCCUUGAUUAUAAUGAAUUGGUUAAAGCACUCGACAAUGAGUUCAAGUUGAUUAUCUAUUGUGAUGAUGAUAUUCAGUCGUGUAAUUUCCCACCGAUUGAGACUCUUCAAUGGAUUUACCAUGAUUAUAGCCAGGGGGGUGCAAAUUCAUACUGUUUGAAGAUUCCUCAACUUGGAGGUAAUAAAGAUAUUGAUUUAGUUGGUGUUUUGAAUGUGUUGAAAUUGAUUGUCAAACUCUCCAAAGUCAACAAAGUUUUCAUUGGCAGUCAUGAUGGUUUUACAAGUUCUACUAUUUGGUUAGUUUUGUUAACCCAAUUAUUAAACAGACUUACCAUUGAAGAAUCCAUAUUGUAUUUGGCUAAACAAGAGAUUAAGUUAUUUUUCUUUGAUAAUGAUUAUUCCUUGUUGCAAGAUUUAGAGAUCUUUGUUGAUUAUUUAAACAAACAUUUAUUGCUGGAGUUUCCUACAAUUAUUUUACCCAGCACUUUAGAUUUAAAUUCUAUUGAUAGAUUUUAUUUUAUGAACCCAAUAGUUAAACCACAACCUUAUGAUUGGUUUGCUGAUUGUCAAGGUCAAUUAAAUUUACCAUCCAAAGUCUACCCUCAUCUAUAUCUCGGAAGUCUUUUGCAUUCCAGUUCAAAUACAAUUUUAGAAACCUUUGGAAUAUCAAAUAUCAUCUCUAUUGAUGAAUUACCAAGUUGGUGGAACCAAAUGUUUUCUAAAUAUAUUCAAUUUGAUUAUGAACAGAGACUUGCUGCUCCUGUUGUUCUUAAACCAAUUUACAAAUAUGAUAAUAUCAAGAUUUAUGAAGUUAAUUUUGAGCAACUUCAUCAUUUCAUUCCAUAUAAAGUUCAAGCAACACUCCCAUCAUCACUCAAUUCCUUAAUCUACAUACAUAAUUUCAAAGAUGAUGGUAAAGAUUCCAUUUUACCCAUGUUAUUAGAUGCCCCGCCAUUCAUCCAUGAUAAGAUUCUUCUUGGUCAAUCUCCUAAAAAGUCUACUUUGAUUCAUUGUAAAGUCGGUGUUAGUAGAAGUGCUACAUUGGUUAUUGCUAGUAUUAUGAAACAUUUUAGAAUUGGGUUGGUACAGGCGUAUUUCAUGUUAAGAAUAAUUCGGUUCAAUAUUAUAAUUCAACCUAAUUUAAAAUUAUUUUAUGAAUUAUUCUUGUAUGAGGAAUAUUUGGGAUUGCCAGACCAACUUCAAGAUGGCAAGAAGGUGGUUAAAAAAUGGAAUUGGGAGUUUAUUGCUGAUGAGAUUCAUAGAUUGAAUCAGAUUUACACAUCGUCAUCAUCGUCAUAA
Candida tropicalis MYA-3404 is the source of this 2439-nucleotide messenger RNA. RefSeq names its product Pps1p (gene PPS1). Gene Ontology annotation, biological process: protein dephosphorylation; nuclear DNA replication. The transcript has a single exon. The coding region runs from base 1 to 2439 and encodes 812 amino acids. Lineage: Eukaryota; Fungi; Ascomycota; Pichiomycetes; Serinales; Debaryomycetaceae. The record is from RefSeq and is a predicted model, not a curated record. Gene Ontology annotation, molecular function: protein tyrosine/serine/threonine phosphatase activity.